AUGUGGCAACCCGCGUCGGAGCGACUGCAGCACUUUCAGACGAUGCUGAAGACCAAGCUAAAUGUGCUGACACUGAGGAAGGAGCCGUUGCCCACGGUGAUCUUUCACGAGCCCGAGGCCAUUGAGCUGUGCUCUACCACGCCACUGGCAAAGAGCAGGACCCAAGCUGGAUACAAGGUGACCUACCUGGGCAAGGUGACCAUCUCUGGAACCCAGUUCUUGUCUGGCUGCACAGAGUCGGCAGUGGUGGGUCUGAUGGAAAGCCGUGCCCUCAGCCAGCAAGGUACUGCCCUUUCAAGCCACUCUCUGCUCGAGAUCCGGCCUUUCCAGGUGCGCCUUCACCACCUGGACGAGCGUGGCGAGGCCUCCCUGACCAUGGACACCUACCAGAUGGACUGCCACGCUGUGGAGUGUGAAAGCAAGCUGGAGGCCAAAAAGCUGGCACACUCGAUGAUGGAGGCCUUCCGUAAGACUUUCCACAGCAUGCGUAGCGACGGUCGUAUCCACAAAAGUGGGUCGACGGAUGACUUUGCCGAGGACUCUUCCACGCCCGAUGACUCGACCCCAGACGAUGGUUGA
Molecule: messenger RNA, 579 nt
Organism: Menidia menidia (Atlantic silverside)
Lineage: Eukaryota; Metazoa; Chordata; Actinopteri; Atheriniformes; Atherinopsidae
Source: the annotation of a GenBank genome assembly